CCCUCCCGCCGGCGUCCCUACCUGCCCGCGAGGCUCGGCCGUCGGUCCGGCGGAGCUGCAGGUCGGCGGCCCCCAGUCAGCGGGCCCGCGGGGUGGGGACCGCGCCCCAGCCCCGCUUCAUCAUGUUCGGCGACUCUUACCGGUUUCCUUCAAGCACACCCCGGCGUGUAUGCACUGGGUGUGGAGAAGGCUCCUGUGUGUGCCUGAGAACUGUCCUGCCAAAGGCAGGCAGGACCUGAGGUGCCCUGCUCGCAUUGUGUCUGGCUAGGACAAGGCCCUGAUCGUUACCUUCGCCGCCGUCAUUGGGCUCACGGUGCUUCUGUUGGCCCUGAAGACCAUGAACUCAAGGAGGAGGCAACUUGCCAUCACCUUACAGAACCCCGAAACCAAGUAUCCGCUGCCCCUGAUUGAGAAAGAGCAAAUCACCCACAACACCAGGAGGUUCCGCUUUGCACUGCCCUCAACUGAACAUGUUUUGGGGCUUCCUGUAGGUAACUAUGUCCAACUCUUGGCCAACAUUGAUGGUGUCCUGGUGAUCAGAGCAUACACACCUGUGUCCAGUGAUGAUGACCAAGGCUUUGUGGACUUAAUUAUAAAGAUCUACUUCAAAAAUGUGCACCCGAAUUAUCCAGAAGGAGGGAAGAUGUCUCAAUACUUGGACAACAUGAAGAUUGGGGACACCAUUUUUUUUCGAGGGCCCACUGGGCGCCUGUUCUAUCACGGGCCAGGGAAGUUUUCAGUCAAAGCAUACAAAACGAGUAAGCCUGAAGAAAAACGAGCCAGUCACCUGGGAAUGAUCGCUGGGGGCACAGGAAUCACGCCCAUGCUGCAGCUCAUUCGCCACAUCAUCAAGAACCCGCGCGACAAGACCAGGAUGUCCCUCAUCUUCGCCAACCAGACAGAGGACGACAUCCUGAUGAGAAGGGAGCUCGAAGAAGUUGCCACAACUCACCCGGAGCAGUUCACCCUGUGGUACACCCUGGACAGGCCUCCUCUUGACUGGAGAUACAGCACGGGCUUCAUCACCGCCGACAUGAUCCAGGAGCACCUGCCCGCUCCCAGCAAGUCCACGUUCAUCCUGGUGUGCGGCCCACCACCCCUGAUCCAGACAGCCGCUCACCCGAACCUGGAGAAACUGGGCUACCCCAAGGACAUGAUCUUCACCUACUAACACCCCCUUGCUCUUAGCGAACGUCCCCGGCCCCUUCCAUCUGACUCACAGUGAGUUCAGCGUCACCACGUUCGGAAGUGCCUCAGGGCACCCUGGGGCUCACUGGAGCCCCCCUCCUUGGGGAGGGCCUAGGAAGGGAUUAAGGGGCUGGAGACGAAGUGGCCUCGGGAGCCUCCUUGCCCGGGGAGGCUCGGAGGGCUGUCAUCCUAGCACCUUUCCCCUUGGCUCAGUGAAAUAAAAGUCAGAACAAGCAGAUAGCCCAGGGAGUGUGGCUCUCAGAAGGCCCUGGCCUGCCCUCAGUGUGCACUGACCGUGUGUCCACGGGAGGGCAGAACUGGCAAAGGUGCCGGGGCAGAAUUUCAGGAGAAUCCAAGUGGGGUCAUGACAAUGCCCAGUAAUCUCUUUUGACUGGCCCCCUCCCAUCUCCACC
Messenger RNA from Pipistrellus kuhlii (Kuhl's pipistrelle), 1601 nucleotides. RefSeq names its product NADH-cytochrome b5 reductase 2. The coding region runs from base 338 to 1171 and encodes 277 amino acids. Gene Ontology annotation, molecular function: FAD binding; oxidoreductase activity. Gene Ontology annotation, cellular component: mitochondrion. The transcript has 9 exons. The record is from RefSeq and is a predicted model, not a curated record. Lineage: Eukaryota; Metazoa; Chordata; Mammalia; Chiroptera; Vespertilionidae.